This is a messenger RNA of Arachis stenosperma, 2062 nucleotides long. RefSeq names its product protein N-terminal asparagine amidohydrolase. Gene Ontology annotation, molecular function: protein-N-terminal asparagine amidohydrolase activity. The coding region runs from base 125 to 1054 and encodes 309 amino acids. The record is from RefSeq and is a predicted model, not a curated record. Gene Ontology annotation, cellular component: nucleus. The transcript is spliced from 9 exons. Gene Ontology annotation, biological process: ubiquitin-dependent protein catabolic process. NCBI's taxonomy places the organism in Eukaryota, Viridiplantae, Streptophyta, Magnoliopsida, Fabales, Fabaceae.
UGAAAACUCAAAACGUGAUGCUUCAACAGUGCCCAAGUUUCUUGUUUGAGAUUCUUACAGACUACAGGCUACAGCCACCACUAUAUCACUGGAAUAUUUGAGAGAAUCAGAGAAGACCCAAAUCAUGAUCUUCGUUGAUGGGCUUCCAUUCUCUCCUCGUUAUUCUUCAACAUCUCAGGGAAAGGAUAUUCUACUUGCUCUGUUGGAAAAUCCCAUUUUGGUAUCAGCCUCGAACUCUUUCAAAGCUAUCCCCGAGAGGAAGUUCUCAGUGUCUGAAGACUCUACUCUAGAAAGAUCAAAAUGGGUUUAUAUAUUCCAAAGAGAAUAUGCUACUGUUGACCCUGCAGUUGUUGAGUUUGUUGGCACUGAUGAAGCAACAACUUGUGUUGGCCUUGUUAUUCGGAACCGAAGGAAUGGAAUGACAUCAGUUGCUCAUAUGGAUUCACCAAAAAUUGUAGAAAUGGGCCUCUCUCAAAUGCUAUCACAACUAGUUGAUGGCUUGGACACUGAGUUCGAUGUGCAUAUAAUUGGUGGUUUUGAAGAAGUUUCUCUGCAGCAUGCCAAGGCUAGCACUGAAUCAGAAGCCCAAGCAGAAUUCGGUGAUCAUUCCUUUCCUUUGUGCACAAAAAUUGUUCAGACUUUAUGGGCAAGAGAGGAGAAGUUUCACAUUCGGACUAUUUGUGUUCUUGGACAUAAUACCAGAAGGGAUUCCAAUGGAAAUGCUUACCCGUUGUUCAAUGGAUUUGUGGUUGAGACUACUUCAGGAAAUAUCAUCCCUGCAAGUUUUCAUACAAGUACCAGAUGCCCAGAUGAAAUUGUCAGAAGAAUACGAGUGUCUGCUUCUUAUGAAGAUACCAGUUGGAAUGGGAAGUUAAUAGAGACAUAUGAUACUGCAACUGACCAGUUUCAAAUUGCUCCUUGCAGAUGGACUCAUCGCCAGUACUAUGCUGCUUUGUCGCUUCUGCAGUAUACAGAUUCAGAAAUUCUUUCAGUAUGCUCCACCUCACCUACCGCCGAGGGCUCAGAUUUUGUGGACAAUUUGAAGAGGGUGUAGACCUUUCAUUGGCCUUGAUGGCACAUUCUUAAAGGGCUUCUAUGGAGGACUUCUACUCACUGCAAUAGGUUAAGAUGCCAACAACCAGAUUUUUCCAAUUGCUUAUGCCAUGGUGGAUUCAGAAACUAGAGAUAACUGGAAAUAGUUCUUGGAGCAUUUAUACAAUGACUUGGACAACUACAAGGUUUAUGGUUGAAACUUCAUUAGUGACCAACAAAAGGUAUGCAUUUACACAUAUUAAUUGAACAACGUCUAAUUCCAGCUAUGCAACAAGUUAUGCUGGAGUUCAUCAUCGCUUCUGUGAUAUGCAUAUUUGGAAUAAUUUCACAAAGAGAUGGAAGGACAAACAACUCAAAGGGGCAGUGUGGGAGUGUUGUCGAGCAACCACAACUCAAGAAUUUGAUGCUGUAAUGUUGAGACUGCAACGGAUCAAUACUGGAGCAUGGGAGUAUCUGAACAAGCUUGAUCGGAAGUAGUGGAAGAAAAUCAGCAAGUAGAACUAGCACAAUGGCUGCAACUCAAAAUUAGUUGAUUUGGAGAAAGGAGUUUUUUGGCUUUGGUGUUCCCAUUUGGGCCUGCAGAUUUCUGAUUGGAGUUUAAAAAAUUGUUGUUAUCAUUUCCUGUGUUAGGGUUCAUAUGGUUCGAAGAGAUUAGAGAAGGAAGAGGAUGAACAGUGAUUUCAUUAUUCCUUUUUCUUAUAUUUAUUUCAACAAAUUUCAUAAUGAAUAUUUCUAUUUUCUACAGUGUCACCUCAAAUUGGCCACAUCAUACAAUACCGUGCCACCUGGCCUCCACCACUGCCGAAAAAUUUAUUCAGGUCACAGAAGGGUAGAAUUGACAAUGGAAUUUUAUAUUUAUGUGUGCAAAUGACUUGUUAAAAAAUUUAGGAGUACAUCUGUCCACCGUGUGAAAAUUCAGGUGUACUUUUGUCUAUUUUUUCUAAUAUAAAGUAUACUUUUUAUUCUUAAUAUUUUUCAAAAAUUUAAAAAUAGUCCUCAUAUUUAAUUU